AUGGUCUGUAAAAAGUGCGAAAAGAAACUCUCAACAGUCGCCGCUCCCGACCCAUUUCAACCUUCCUCCUCCACCCGUAAAAUAGGCGAGAACAAACUCCUAUCCGCUCGAGCAAGAGCUUCACCAUAUGUCAAACCCGGUACAGGGGGUGCAGGUGGUGUCAAGAAAGGUAGUAUAAAUCCGUAUGGAAACAAAUGUAUAGAUUGUAAGCAAUCGGUUCAGCAGAAUAACGCUUCGAGGUGUCAGAAAUGCGCAUAUAAAAAGGGAUUAUGUGCGAUAUGCGGUAACUUGGUAUUAGAUACUUCUCGUUAUAAGCAAACCACGAAAUAA
Kwoniella botswanensis is the source of this 330-nucleotide messenger RNA. RefSeq lists its product as uncharacterized. Gene Ontology annotation, molecular function: microtubule binding. The record is from RefSeq and is a predicted model, not a curated record. Lineage: Eukaryota; Fungi; Basidiomycota; Tremellomycetes; Tremellales; Cryptococcaceae. The transcript has 5 exons. Bases 1 to 330 code for a protein of 109 amino acids. Gene Ontology annotation, biological process: cytoplasmic microtubule organization.